Carassius carassius (crucian carp) is the source of this 948-nucleotide messenger RNA. Its product is annotated as vitelline membrane outer layer protein 1-like. NCBI's taxonomy places the organism in Eukaryota, Metazoa, Chordata, Actinopteri, Cypriniformes, Cyprinidae. The transcript has 5 exons. Bases 119 to 733 code for a protein of 204 amino acids. The record is from RefSeq and is a predicted model, not a curated record.
CAUCAGAUUCUUCUGACAGACCACAGACAGUUUUAUUUGCUCUGGUUCAGCUUUAAUUUACAAACCAAACAGAAUUAAUUUCAUCAGUUCUUUAAUCUUUCAGGACAGUACUGAAGAAAUGCAUCACUUCAUUUUCAUGAUGUUUUCACUGCUAGUCAUUACUGGGCUGCAGGUGAGCGUCGAGUCCGCAGGAAUACGUUUUGAGCGAAGCAUCGACAGACAUUAUAAAUCAGAGCUGACCGUGCCGAAUGGAGGGGGCUGGGGGUCGUGGGGUCAGAGGGACAUGUGUCCAGCUGGAACGUACGCUGCAGGAUUCAGUCUAAGGGUGGAAGCUCCUGUGGGUCGAGAUGAUGACACUGCACUCAACGGGAUUCGCCUUCACUGCAUUCAUACGCCAAGCUUGUAUCACAGCUCCUCCAAAGUUCAGUCAGAUGUAGGCAGCUGGGGUCAAUGGACAGAUAUCAAAUGGUGUCCUUCUGGAUUCUUGACUGCGUUUCAGCUGAGAGUCGAACGCUCUCAAGGAGAUGGUGAUGAUACGGCCGCAAACAACAUCAUCUUUCAAUGCACUCAAGGGACUUUACAGGGUGACGGCACAAACUGGGGCGACUGGGGCUCCUGGAGUCAAACAUGUGGAGGAAAAGGGAUUUGUGGUCUCAAGACACGGAUAGAAGUACCUCAAGGACGAGGAGACGACACCGCUCUCAAUGAUGUUAUCAUGUUCUGCUGUGAUUAAGGUGUUAGAGGACAAGAAGAUCAGCAAGAAGAUCAGAUGGAUCAUAAUAACUGAUCAUCAUGUGUUAUGAGCUCACAUGAACCAUUUCAUACAACAGCCAGUCAUUAUCACAAAAUGAAGCCUGAGAUGUGAUCAGGAUCUCAACACAGAGCAGAGACCGACUGUACAUCAUCUCACUUACUGUGUCUUAUCAGUUCAUGCAUUUCACCAUCCAU